AGACAGCCGCAUUCACGCUCGAGCCACGAGGGCAUCCUCGCCCUGGUGCAUGGGUCGAGCCCGGCAAGCAAUCAGACGAACGUGAAUUAACAAGAUCACUCCGCUCCACCCCGGAACGUCCGACCUGCACGUCGCCAGCAGCAGUCACGAGUGUGAUCCGCUUACCGGUUGUUGCCGUACAUGCGUACCGCCUACGCGAUCGAGGGGUUCGCGCUUGCUUCUUGCAUGAGCAGCUAGCCGUGCUCCAUCUCACAUCCCAUCCGCUACUCGAGUUCCACUUUCUUCUGAACAACAACAACGUCAUUCUCGUCCAACGACCUUUCCCCUCGUCGCGCUUACCCGUUGCCUCGGCAGCUCCCACUCAUCUCGCACCUACCACCUCUAGCUGCCCUUUCUCGCCCUCAUACCAGAGCGGCUCAGCAGAACUCCUGUUCACAGCGCUCGCAUUCAAGACUACUUUCGGCUUCUUGCGCUCCUCUUGAGGAAGGGAAAAAUGUCUAAGAAAGGCGAGGUCAACAACAAGCCCAAGGUGGCUCCGUCCACGCACUUGAUUGCGGGUGGGAUUGCCGGUUUUGCGGAAGCAUGCACAUGUCAUCCUCUCGACACGAUCAAGGUCCGCAUGCAACUCUCGCGCAGGGGCAAGAUCUCUGGUCAAAAGCCACGAGGUUUUAUUGCUACUGGUGCUUAUAUCGUGCAGAGGGAAACGCCUCUUGGCCUUUACAAAGGCCUUGGAGCUGUCGUCGCUGGUAUUGUGCCCAAGAUGGCCAUUCGAUUCAUGAGCUUCGAGUACUACAAAGCUUACUUUGCGGAUCGUGUGACUGGCAAGACUAGCCCUUCUGGCGUCUUCUUGGCUGGUCUCGGAGCCGGAACUACAGAAGCCGUGGUGGUCGUGAAUCCGAUGGAAGUUGUCAAGAUUCGUCUCCAAGCUCAGCAACAUUCUUUGGCCGACCCUCUCGAGGUUCCUCGAUACCGAAAUGCGGCCCAUGCUUUGUACACCAUUGUGCGAGAAGAAGGCAUCACAACUCUGUACCGCGGAGUCGCUCUCACUGCUGCUCGUCAAGCUACCAACCAAGCUGCAAACUUCACUGCUUACCAGGAGCUGAAAGCUCUGGCCCAGAGAGUGCAGGGUGUCGACGAACUCCCUAGCAUUCAGACUGGUACGAUCGGACUUAUCUCCGGAGCCCUCGGUCCAUUCUCCAACGCCCCCAUCGAUACCAUCAAGACACGUAUUCAGCGUGCUUCUCGUGUAGAAGGAGAGACUGCAAUCAGUCGAGUGGUCAAGGUUGCUGGAGAGAUGUUCAAGCAAGAAGGACCUGCCGCCUUUUGGAAAGGUAUCACGCCUCGCGUUGCUCGUGUCGCGCCAGGCCAAGCCGUCGUCUUCACGAUCUACGAGAAAGUCAAGGGGUACAUCGAGGCAGCGAAAGCGGGUGAAUUCAAUGUUCGCGAUCACGACAACAGCUCGUAGAAGACAGGAGAAUCAGAACACGAGCUGCAGAAUCUUGUGGAGAGAAUCGCAUCGCCAUGGUGUUGUCGAGGACUCCGAUGAUUGCGGCUGUGCGGCAGCAGACGAAAGCGAGAGCGGUGCUGGUGCUUAUUUCGUGUAUCUCGCAUACAAAUCUAAUAUCAACGUAUUCUCGAUG
Molecule: messenger RNA, 1640 nt
Organism: Ceraceosorus guamensis
Lineage: Eukaryota; Fungi; Basidiomycota; Exobasidiomycetes; Ceraceosorales; Ceraceosoraceae
Product: mitochondrial carrier
Exons: 9
Coding region: 494-1465 (323 amino acids)
Biological process (GO): fumarate transport; succinate transport; transmembrane transport
Source: RefSeq, a predicted model, not a curated record